UGGGCCUCCUGGGAAGCUGGCGGCGCCGGAACUGCUCGCGGCCUAGUUGAGCAGCGCGUGUGCAAGUAAACCGGAAGCGGGGAACCGCAGCGGGCCGGGCUGCGGAGACCGGACGAAGCCGCUGUCAUGGAGGAGUGACGCGCCUGCGCCCGCUUUUCCGGGGCGGCAGCGAGACAUGAGGAGACCCAGUGGCGGGGACAGUGGCGGCGGCUCCUGAGCCCGGAGAUGGAGGAGAAAUACGGCGGGGAUGUACUCCCCGGGCCCACCGGAGGCGGCGGCGGCCUCGGGCCGGUGGACGUGCCCAGUGCUCGAUUAACAAAAUAUAUUAUAUUACUGUGUUUCACUAAAGUUUUGAAAGCUGUGGGACUCUUUGAAUCAUAUGAUCUUCUAAAAGCAGUUCAUAUUGUUCAGUUCAUUUUUAUAUUAAAACUUGGGACUGCAUUUUUAAUGGUUUUGUUUCAAAAACCAUUCUCUUCUGGAAAAAGUAUUACUAAACACCAGUGGAUCAAAAUAUUUAAACAUGCAGUUGCUGGGUGUAUCAUUUCUCUCUUAUGGUUUUUUGGCCUUACUCUUUGUGGACCACUAAGGACUUUGCUGCUAUUUGAACACAGUGACAUUGUUGUCAUCUCACUACUCAGUGUUUUAUUCACUAGUUCUGGAGGAGGACCAGCAAAGACAAGGGGAGCUGCUUUUUUCAUUAUUGCAGUGAUCUGCUUGUUGCUUUUUGACAAUGAUGAUCUCAUGGCUAAAAUGGCUGAACACCCUGAAGGACAUCAUGACAGUGCUCUAACUCACAUGCUUUAUACAGCCAUUGCCUUCUUAGGUGUGGCGGAUCACAAGGGUGGAGUAUUAUUGUUAGUACUGGCUUUGUGUUGUAAAGUUGGUUUUCAUACAGCUUCCAGAAAGCUCUCUAUAGAUGUUGGUGGAACAAAACGUCUUCAAGCUUUAUCCCAUCUUGUUUCUGUGCUUCUGUUGUGCCCAUGGGUCAUUGUUCUUUCUGUGACAACUGAGAGUAAAGUGGAGUCUUGGUUUUCUCUCAUUAUGCCUUUUACAACGGUUAUCUUCUUUGUCAUGGUUCUGGAUUUCUAUGUUGAUUCCAUUUGUUCAGUCAAAAUGGAAAUUUCCAAAUGUGCCCGCUAUGGAUCCUUUUCCAUCUUUAUUAGUGCUCUACUUUUUGGAAAUUUUUGGACACAUCCAAUAACAGAUCAGCUUCGGGCUAUGAACAAAGCCCCACACCAGGAGAGCACUGAGCAUGUCCUCUCUGGAGGAGUGGUAGUAAGCACUGUGUUCUUCACUUUGUCUGCCAACAUCUUAUCAUCUCCCUCUAAGAGAGGACAGAAAGGUACCCUAAUUGGAUAUUCUCCUGAAGGAAUGCCACUUUAUAACUUCAUGGGUGAUGCUUUUCAGCAUAGCUCUCAAUCAAUCCCCAGGUUUAUUAAGGAAUCACUAAAACAAAUUCUUGAGGAGAAUGACUCUAGGCAGAUAUUUUACUUCUUGUGCCUGAAUCUGCUUUUUACAUUUGUGGAAUUAUUCUAUGGCGUGUUGACCAAUAGUCUGGGUCUGAUCUCAGAUGGAUUUCACAUGCUUUUUGACUGCUCUGCUUUGGUCAUGGGACUUUUUGCGGCCCUGAUGAGUAGAUGGAAAGCAACUCGGAUUUUCUCCUAUGGGUAUGGUCGAAUAGAAAUUCUCUCUGGAUUUAUUAAUGGACUUUUCCUAAUGGUAAUAGCAUUCUUUGUGUUCAUGGAGUCCGUGGCUAGGUUAAUUGAUCCUCCAGAAUUAGACACACACAUGUUAACACCAGUCUCAGUUGGAGGGCUGAUAGUAAACCUUAUUGGUAUCUGUGCCUUUAGCCAUGCCCAUAACCACGCUCAUGGAGCUUCUCAAGGAAGCUGCCACUCCUCUGAUCACAGCCAUUCACACCAUAUGCAUGGACACAGUGACCAUGGGCAUGGUCACAGCCACGGAUCUGCAGGUGGAGGCAUGAAUGCCAACAUGAGGGGUGUAUUUCUACAUGUUUUGGCAGACACACUUGGCAGUAUUGGUGUGAUUGUAUCCACAAUUCUUAUAGAGCAGUUUGGAUGGUUCGUUGCUGAUCCUCUCUGUUCUCUUUUUAUUGCUAUAUUAAUAUUUCUCAGUGUUGUUCCACUGAUUAAAGAUGCCUGUCAAGUUCUGCUUUUGAGACUGCCACCAGAACAUGAAAAAGAACUACAUAUUGCUUUAGAAAAGAUACAAAAAAUUGAAGGAUUAAUAUCAUACCGCGACCCUCACUUUUGGCGCCAUUCUGCUAGUAUUAUAGCAGGAACAAUUCAUAUACAAGUGGCAUCUGAUAUACUAGAACAAAGAAUAGUACAGCAGGUUACAGGAAUACUUAAAGAUGCUGGAGUAAACAAUUUAACAAUUCAAAUUGAAAAAGAAGCGUAUUUUCAACAUAUGUCUGGUUUAAGUACUGGAUUUCAUGAUGUUCUUGCUAUGACAAAACAAAUGGAGUCUAUGAAAUACUACAAAGAUGGUACUUUCAUCAUGUGAGAUGACGUGAGAAUUAGCCCUGGAAUAUGAACAAUGAAGACAAAAUUACUCAGUAUUUAUGACAUUGCCAGAGGGAAGAAUGUUGCAUAUACUGUACAGAAACAUUUUCCUAUAAUUGAAAAAAAAAAAAAAACUUUGAAGCUCCCUAUCAUUAAAUCAAGGAAUUUUUCUUAAAGGAAAUUUAUAUAACAAAGCACUAACUGUACAAGUAAAAGAAUAAUUUGAAUUACGUGUAUAACAAGAAUCUUAAAAAUAUGAGUAAAUAUCAUGUUUGAAAAUGAACCUUGAAUGAUAGAUUUUAGUGAAGACCAAACUAUCUGUUUAUGCUUUCUAUCAGUAAGGUUCUACAUUGUAAAUAAUGUAUUUACAUGUUUAUUACAAAGAUCCAAAUGGGGGGGGGUUAACUUUUUGCAUAGCCCUAAGAUAAAAUAGGAAUGAAAGUUCUAUAUUUAUGGAUUUUCUGUAUAUAAAACUUGUUUCUAAUUAUAACUAAAUCCAUUAAGUAAAAUCUGUAUUGUCACUUUAACUGUAAACUAAAUUAUUUGGGAUAAACAUCAGCCACUGGUAUAUGAUAAACAGUGAGAAUAGAAAAAUAGAGCAUUACAGUCUUUGAUGUAUUACAAAAACCAACCACUCUGUAAAAUAAAUUUUUUACUUUUGGUAAUAUUCGCAAAUGAAUAAUUACUUUACUAGGGUAAAGAACUUAUACUAAGUAUGUCUGUGUCUUCUUCCUCUAAAAUAGAGUACUCCAUUUCUUGUUAUACAUCUGGCAUUCCAAGUUGCUUAUCAAGCUUGUAUCCAAGCAGUGCUAGACUUUUUUUCAUCUUUUCAUUUAAUUCCAUAUGUUGUGCAAUAACUAGUUGAGAGAAUCAUCAAUUGUCAACUCUUGACAAUUAAUGUCAAUUGUCAAGUUGACAAUUGUCAACUCUUGAGUUAAAUUUUCUGCCUAUAACUGUAACUUUUUAAAUGCCGGGUACCUAUACAUAUUUUUUUAAGUAGGUAAUUAUUUUAAAGUUUAAUAAGUAAAUCUGUUUAUAAACACUUGGGCACCACAAGUCAAAAUACUUAUAUAGCUACUUUCUAUAUUAACACAACUUAUACUUUUUCCAAUUUAAACUGAAUGUAGUCUGAAAAGACUUAACUAAAAGAUAUAAUAAUAUAUGCAGUUUAUGAACACCAAAGAAUGUCAGAGGAAACUUUUGAAUAUCUGCCUAUUUAUAAGUAACUGAAUAUUUUCAUUCUUAUGAGGAAUUUUGAUAAGUAGGACGAAUUAAUUUUAGUAUUGGUACUAUUUUCUUAUCUAUACUAUGAUGGCAAACGUACUGUAAAUCAUAUAUUUUGUCUUACCAAUUUUAAUAUGUGAGAGAUUUUAGAAAUUUGUUAUAAGUUAUUUUGAUAUUUCUUGUCUUCUUACACAUUUUCUGGUCCAGAAUCUUCAAUACAAUAUUAAAAUUUUUGAGUGGUGGGAAAAUAA
Molecule: messenger RNA, 4000 nt
Organism: Erinaceus europaeus (western European hedgehog)
Lineage: Eukaryota; Metazoa; Chordata; Mammalia; Eulipotyphla; Erinaceidae
Gene: SLC30A5
Product: solute carrier family 30 member 5
Exons: 16
Coding region: 226-2526 (766 amino acids)
Biological process (GO): transmembrane transport; intracellular zinc ion homeostasis; zinc ion transport
Cellular component (GO): Golgi apparatus; membrane
Molecular function (GO): zinc ion transmembrane transporter activity
Source: RefSeq, a predicted model, not a curated record